GUGCGGCCGGGCGCGGGGACCCGCGGGCGUGCGGGGCCGCUCCGCCCUGGGAAGCGGCUGCCCACCUCCUCCCGCUGAUUGCGUCGGCGGCGUCGGCGCUCGCGCAGGGGCGGGUCACGGCUCGGCGAGGCGCUGCGGGGCGGGAAGGAAGUCGUGGCGGCGGCGGCGGCGGCGGCGGGAGCAGCAGCAGCGGGAGCGGGAGCCGCGGCGCUGUCAGUUAGGCCGUCGGAGAAAUGGGCGAGCCUGGGUCGGAGGUGAUGGAAUCCGCCCCUGCGGCCGGGCCGGGGACCUCGGCGACGCCGACGACGGAGGACGCCGAAGAUGACAUCCAGUUUGUGAGUGAAGGACCCCUAAGACCUGUUCUUGAAUACAUUGAUCUGGUUAGCAGUGAUGAUGAAGAACCUAGCACCUCUCAUAGUGAUAGAAUGCCUGAGUCUAAGGUGCCAACCUCUGAGAAUCAUCGUCCAGAAAUGUGCUCUAUCUGCAGUGUUCCUCUUCCCAUUGGAGUCAGCAGCUCCUCCUCUGGGAGCUGUACCGCCAGUCCACAAAGAAUAGUUUCUCAACCUCCUUCUGUUGAGAACCCAUUGGAGAACCAGGAAAAUGAUCAGAAUAAUUCAGAUAAUAAGAUCUCUGAGACAGAGACCCUUAAGCCAUCAGAGAAUUUUCAGACUCUUCCUUCGUCACCAGUUCUGGUCCCCCAAGAAUCUUUGGCCUCCUCAGAGGUCAAGGAGAAUUUACCUAAAGAUUCUUCUUCAGCUUCUCAUCACGGACAGGAUGCCAUCCUCUAUCUCCAGACACAAGUGGCUGAGAUGUCCAGAGUGAUACGUGACCUGCAGUCCAGGAGCUGUUUUAGAUUUCAUCAUUCUAGGCCAAGUGAGAACUCAUCAGUUCCUUGGGACAUCUCCACCUCCAAAGAAGAGAAUUUAUCUACAGUUGAAGAAGAAGCUGACUGUAAAUCCCCAUCAGCUGAUGACAAAGGGCAUCCGGCUGACCCCAGUCAGUCCAGCUUCACAGGUCUCUUGAAGAGAAUGGAACAGAGAGGUGUUAUAAAGAGAGUAACAUUACAGUCUGAAGCAGAAGCAUGUGACGGGAAACCUGAUUAUGUGACUUCUAAGAAGCGACUGGUUCCUCCGUUACAUCCUCUUCUGAGGAUCGCGACCACUGAGGUUUUUAAAGACCCAGCCGAUUGCCAUCCUUCUUCCUUCAUGGGGCACAGGGUAUACCCUGUGGCCAAGGACACGUCUCCUUUCCAGCCAAAUCCACCAGCUGAGGGCCCUAUUGUAGAAGCCUUAGAGCACAGCAAGAGGGGAAGCACGUCUCUUCUCGACUCCACGUCAAAAGAAAUGGAGGUCAUGGGUUGUCGAUUUUACCAUGCUGCUUCCAUUGCAGCCCGAGCUGCUAGCUACAUGGCCUAUAUGACUCAGUACCAGCGUAAACUCUGGGAAGACAUGGAGGAUCUGGUCCAUGACCCGGAGUUUGACCGUGGAAAAGCAAGAUGUAUCAUCUCUGAUGGGAUGGAUGCGGGUCUUUGGCAGUUGUGUACUACGAGAGAUAUCAUGGAUUCUGUUGUCAGAGUUAUGGCAAUGUCAAUAGACUACAGAAGGCAAGCCUGGCUCCGACUUACAUCUCUCACCAAGAAAACCCAAGAAAAGAUCUCACACUUGCCUUUUGAUGGUACGUCCCUCUUUGGACAGGAUGUGAAUGCUAUAGUAGCAGAAGAAAACAGUAUCAAAGAAAAUGACUAUAAAGACCACAAUAAGUACUAUAACCAACACCGAUACUUUUACAGUCAUGAUCAGAAAGCACAUUAUCACAAUAGAGGAUACUCCAAAGGUGAUUGGUACAAACCUCGGAACCACCCUUAUAGGUACAGAAAAAAGGGUGAAUCACCAGAACGCCAUGGAUACAAAAAUUAAUAACUUGUCAUAUUCAGCAGCAUAACCCUCGAAGAGCUUAAUUAUUUUACUUGCUCUUCUCCACUCAAACAUGAUCUUUACAGGUAGGACUCAAACAAGAACUCAGAACCUAAAUAUAUGUCUGGAAUUACAACAUACAUUUGAAUUUGUAGACUUUUGCAAAGAAGUGUUUCAUAGACUCAUAUUCUGUUGGCCAAAUGAACAGUAAGUGUUGGAAAAGGUUUAUCCAUUAUUUCUGGUCCAAAGUAAAUCUAGAGGAAGACACUCAAAAAUCAAAACCCUUGUGGUCAAAAAUAAGAAGGAUUUGUUCUUUAGGAAAAUCAUCCUGGUAAACUGAGGACUAAGAGAUUUUGGAUCUGGAAAGAGCCCAUCACUAGAUUUGUUUACUAACAUGAGAAGCAAAUCCAUAUUUGAGUCAUCGGUAAUUUCCUUUUUUAGGUUUCAUCUUGUCAUAUCCUUGCAGAAUGACAAGCCUGUGAACAAUUUAUUUGUGUCAGGAAGAUCAAAUUCCAAGAUCUCCUUACUUCUCUAAAACUCCAUGAAACAUCAGAAUCAGCCAUGAAGCUUUAUGUCAAGGACUGAAAUUCAAAUAAAAUUUUGCUAAAUCCAGCUUGAUUCCAGUGGAAUAACUGUGAGUCAUAGGUCCUCUGUGGACACCAACUGGAAAGACUUUGCCACUUACAACAGUUCUUUAGGAAUUUUCACUAUGACUGUCUUCAUCAAGACCAAUGCUAUCAUCGCCACCACUGAAAGCCGUUUGUGAGAAAAUUCUUUGUUUUUAAAACUUUGACCUCUCAAUCUCUCAGCGUGCUGUAAGAAUCGGUCGUGGUGGUCUUUCAGGAUAGUAUAGACCUUCACCAAGAUGUCCUUCUUAAAUAACCAUACCUUCUAAACAGUUUUGAUCUUGAUAAUUGACACUAAACACAACAAGAUACGCACAUUAGCGUCCUGGGCAUAGAGUGUUGACACCAUCCAGGCAUGCAAAUGUGAUCUCUUAACAGAGCAACAGUUCCAAACAUGCCUGACAAUUUUUAUGAAGAAUGCCAUCAAUCUACGUGUUACUAAGAAGGUCAAGAUUUAGUAUAUAACAAUGUAGUAGAGAAAAUAUCUUUCACAGUUGUAUUUCCUGGGUAUCUUUAAAUGGUAUCCAUUAGCUUCUUGAAAGUUUGAAGUCAGGACUUCAGUGACAUGGUCUUGGUUAAUCUAGUUCUUUAAUCUAGUCAGACUCUUACCAUGAGAGACGACAACUUCUUGCUCACAACUGGUUCCAUUAAUAAUUCUACCACAUUGGAACUGUCAGCAGAUACCUCAAUUCUAUGUUUCAUAGUAUCUUUUUACUCUUAAGGCAGUGGUUGUAUAGUGAACCAGCCCUUAGAUCCUUGUCUUUGAAGCAUGACUUCAGAAAAGGAGAAAAUCAAGUUUGAGGGGCCUGAAUACAUUCUAGUAUUAUUUUCUUGGCAGCCCCCCCCCCCCGAAAAACAAAAGAUGAUUUGUCACUUGUCAAACAUUUGCAUUUUAAAAAUUGGGUUUUAUUAGCUGCUUGAUCAGUAUUUUGGAUCUGUUGCUUAGUGGAAUGUGUUUUCACAGUUCAUGUGGUUCUUUUUCUUGCCAUAGUUUUUGCACAGUGGUGAUGAACAUUUUCCCUGGUGCCAUACUUUUUGUUUAUUGGAUAUUCAUACCCCUUUUUCCUUAUAACUGGAGUUAGCAUCCUUUUUAUCUACUUGUUAUCCCUAUUUGUGUUAUAGAGGUUGAAUACACAAAUUCCCUACAUGGAAGCAAUUACUUUAUAUUGUCAGAUAAUUUCAGAGUACUAUAUUGAUUCUGUUUCUUCUGUUUGUAGAUUAAGCCUAACCUAGUGGUGGUAGAGUAUACCAUGGAAAUUUAUCAUUUUAUUUAUGAUUAGCAUUUGCCUUUAUUUUUGUGCUUUCCACAAAAUUUUAGGUAACCUAAAUUAAGGUUCAUACCGUCCAAUACUCUAGAAACUAUCUUUCAUUUUGAACCCUAAAAAACACUAACUACCUGAAAAGAAGCAGGGGCCUCAGAAAUCAUCCACAGACAUUUUGUAGUGCAUGGUAUGAAUGGAGUAACCAAAACAGUCCUACAUUCCUUUUGUAGUUUCUUCUGUGAAAGGUAACUAGCUCCAGAGCAGUUUGCCAGGGAAAGGGAAGCCUUGGAGCCAUCACUGGCACGCUCACAGGUGUUCCCCAGUAGCUAGGUUACUCCACACUGCUCCCACUUUCAUGGUUUCCCACUUUCCUUCCCCCAGCUAAGGGAAUGGAAACUUGAUUUUUGAGAGACUCUUAUUUUCCAAAAACCAAGCUAAAAUAACAAUUGGUGUUGUGAUUCUCUGAACUGCUUCGGUGUAUUCCAUGUAACAUGCCUCUGUAUUUUUAAUUGUUAAGUAUGGCUAAAAAAAGCAAAAUGAGUGGUCUGAACCAUUUCUAAGUGUACAGUUCAGAAGUGUUAACUAUAUGAUGUGCUGCUCCUCAAAUAUGGUAAGACAGUAUUUAUGUUGCUCAGAAGUAAACAUAAAUAACAUUGCUACUCUUCCUGAUACAUUUAAGCAGCUUAAGAAAAUUGUGGGAAAUCACUGAAUUGGAUAAUCAGUAGUUAAUUUCUAAAGGAAUCUGGCAGUUGAGUAGGGAUGGGAACAAAACACUAGAGUGGGAAUAGUUUUUAGCUAAGACUAGUUUCUUCACUGCAGAAGAAACUAUUCUUUACUAUUAUUAAAAUUAUUUAAAAAUCUUUCUCUGACAUACUUGAAUGAUGGCGGUGUUAACAAAACUAAGAAUGGGGACUUUGGACAAGGGAGACAUACCCCAUACAACAUGAAUUGAUCAGAUGAUGGGUUUUAAAGAGCCUGCCACGCACAGGGCAUGCCACAGAAAUCUCCGUAAGGCCAACCUCUGAUGUAUUAAAUAUGUCUUGAUUUCCAAGAAGGUCUUGGAAUAAUCUGAAGUGUAAUAAUUUGGUAUUCUCAAAAGGGAUACAUUUAAUGAUCCUUUGUCUUCAAGAUAUUAUUUCUUGAUUAGACAUAAAAUGUUUGUGGAGACUAUAUGAUUUCUUAAGAGUUAUUCUGUAUAGAAGACUACUGUUUCCAUUGUUAUAUGAAGUGCCUUUUAAAAUUUCACAUUCUUGUUUAAAACUUAACAUUUUGAUGUCUUGCAUAUGUUAUUGGUGAUAUUUAUGUGAGUUGUGUACAGUGUUUUUUUUUAAUAUUGUAAUUCAUCUGUACAAUUGCACUAUCUAAAUGUACUCUCCUUCUGAAAGUUUCUUUAUAGCACUAUUGCUCCAUUUCAGAAGGGUGUAGAGUAUUCCCCUCCCCCUUUAUUUAAAUAGUCCUUUAAUUAUUAGCGAAUAGCUCAGUUUUCUGGGCUAAUGGAAACUUUGUUUUCUAUCUGUAUGUUUUAGAUUUUCUGCCUGAGUCAUUAACCUCAUACUUAACCUUGUUUUUUAGCAAUGGUCCUACAACUUAGAGUUGAUAAGUGAAUACGUUUGCUUGGUAAGAAAAAACAAGGACAUUUAGACAAAACAGUAAAUUUGAUGACACUUUAUCGUUUUCAAACUGUGUGACAGUUUAUUGGUGUAUUUGCAUUGUUUUUGUUUACUGUGUGACAGCUUCUUGAUCAUUAUAAUUCCACUUACUUACACUUAUUUCUCAAAAUGGUAGUUUGAGGAGAGCAUCAACUCUUUCAGGCUACUUGGGUACCUAUCUUCAGUGCUUUAGUACUAUACUAAUGAUUUACUGAAUAAUAACUUAAGUGACCUGAUAAUGUGCUUAAGGGUCCUGUAUAUCCAGGAUAACCUCAGGUACUGGAAGCAAGGAGGCUGGAAUAGAAACAAGAAGAUUCUGUCUAGCUGUAACAUGUAUGCUAACAUGGAUGCAUACAGUAAAUGCCAUGUUAUUGGGAUACAAUUAAUUGGAAUUUUGAAAUUAUGGAUUAGACUAUUAUAAAAGUAACUCAAAGAUUGCAAUUACUAAAACCUUUUUUUUUUUUAAAUGAGGCAUAUUUUCGCCCCAUUCUUGCACUGCUAUAUAUCUUUGUCUUUUGAAGUAUAUCAAUCUUAAUGUUGUGGCUAGUCCAUUAGUCAUUAUUAUUUGUGUGCAUCUUUUGUGGGUCAUUCAUUGACUUGAUUUGUAUAGAUUUAUAUUAGUGGAUGCACAAACUUAUCAUUCUUCUUUUUUUCCCCCCCUCUUAAUAUACAGGUGGAAUUUAUCAGUAAACUGAUACUGACCACAGUAUUGAAUGCAAAACUUUAAGUGAUUUUUCCCAGAUAGAAUGAGUUUUGUAAGUUAUUAAAAUAUUCCUUUAUGGACUUUCCUUUCCUGGGUGAAUGAUAAUAAUGUCGUCUUAAAUCCUUUUUUCUUGACUUGUAGGAUGAUGGUUUUAUACCACUUUGGCUUGACUUUAUAGUAAUGAAACUUUUUCUGUUCUAUUGCAUUAUCUUAUUACUGAAAGUUUUUUUUCCCUUCAUUUCUGAUGGGAUAUAUUUGGAAGUGAUCACAGUCCAACCAAGUUCUUUUGAUGUUAGUAUAUUCAUAUUAAUUCUUUUUUUAUGUUGAUCUUCUCCUAGGGGAAUCUUUUAUUUUCCCUUGAUCUCUUUGGUAUAAGGUGUUUAUUUUUUUAAAUUCUACCUGUUUAUGCUAGCCAGAAUUUUGAUGUGGCUUUGUAUUUUUGUAUUUACAUGCAAUGCUUUCAUUACUUAAGGGAUGUUCAGGUUUUCUCUUACAAUGCCCUUUUUCAGAAAAAGGGAUAAUUUUGUCUCACAAUUCCCUGGUUAUUGUUUAAUGGCAGUAGCAUUUAUGUCUGCUUGCUCACAAACAUUCUUACAUGUAGUUUAUGGUCAGUUCCAUCUUACAAAAUUUUGAAGUCCAUCACCAUGAAUAUAUACUAAAAAGUUCUGGCAUACUGUUUCUUAAAGUCAACCAGUUUUUUCAAGGUGUUAAGGGUUACCAUCAAUGUCAGAUGAUCUAUUGGAUUUUUUCUGAUGCCUUGUUAAGAAUUCAACAGGAAUUCUCAGGUUGUACUUUAUUUUAGGACUUUGGUGGUCUCUCAUGUUGUAUUGGGUUUUUUAAUAUUCCUGAAUCUGUCACUUGGUGUAAAUGAAAACAAAUGCUUUAUAUCUGGUGUUGCUUAAAUUUGCUUUUCAUAAACUUUAAGUGCUUCUAGUGUUAACUGUGUUUAUGAUUUCUAAUCGUGGUCCUUUCCUAAGAUUUUCAUAUGCUGUUUAUUUUCCUAAGCUAUAUCACAUACUUUUUCUUUCAUUGUCUGGAAGAGUGAGUCUGUGACAGCAUUCCGUUUAAAGGGCUACAAUUAGAUCUCUUGUUAAUUCUCUUGAUGUCUAUUUCACAUUAUCUUGAUUUACAAUGUCGUUAUGUGUUAAAUAUUUGUGGCUCCAUUAUAUGCUUUUUAAAUUAGUAAAGUAUCAUUUAGAUGAGGGAGGAAUAUUUUUCCAAGUCAGGAAGCACUGUAUUAGUUUUUCAUUUCUGUUUUUAUGGACAUUUAAUUACAUUAAGCUUCCUGCUGUUAGGUAUGCAGGCUUGGGUAGAAUAUAGUUGAUUAUUUAGAUUCUUAGCACAAAGUUGCAUGCAAAUUGGUCUUUGUUUAAUGAAUUAUAAUAGCUCCUAUUUUACUGUUCACAAAAAUAUUUUGACAGAUCUUGGAAGCACCUUGAUAGCCUUGGGUCUUAUUUUCAUAUUUCUGCUGGGGACGAAAUACUAGAACCUACAUUUAUAUGGCUUAUAUUUAUCAGAUUAUGUGCUGGUAAAUAUGCAAGGCAUUCUUGAGGCAGAAAUUCACUUAUUUUGAAGAUAACGAAGUGUGAAAUAAAAUUUAGCAGCUUGUUUGAGUGGUAGUACUGAACUUUGAAUAUAUGCUUGGUCUUGAUCUUUUAACUCAUUUGGCUGUACUCUUCUUCCCUGGACUUGGUGUUUAUGGCUAGCCUCUCGUCCCUUAGUACUUGAAAUAUUAACUGAUCCUUGCUUAGUUCAGAAGUCAGAUUAAAAAAAAAAAGCAAACCCAACCUCUUAGUUCUUUUUGUAGAGAUUUCACCUUGACAGUGUAAGAUUAUUCUUGAUUUUCUGUUUGAUUUAUUACUUGCAUUCCAUUUUUAGCAGUAAUUUACUUAUCAUGGAUCUUAUGUAUUUUUUCUUUGUUCUUUUUAUGUUUGCUGCACCUGUUUUAGUUAUACGCUUUUUGGGGGCUGGCCUCUUGGAGGAAACUGGCAUAAUGAAAGGAUGCGGCACAUGUUUGAAUUCCAAAGACUUUGAUCUGAGUGUUAGUAAGGAACUUACUCUCAGACCUUCAGUUUCCUUUUUUUAACUUAUUUUUAAUUUAUUUUUUUAUUGGAGGGAGGGCAUACCCCGUGAUGCUUAGGGGUUACUCCUCAUUCUGCACUCAGGAAUCAUUCCUGGUGGUGCUUGUGGGGGGACCAUGUGGGAUGCCAGGGAUAGAACCCCGGAUUGGCCACGUACAAGGCAAGUGCCUGACCCCCUGUACUAUUAUUGCUCUAGCCUGUUUUCCUUUAAAUUAGAUAAUUCCUAGAAACCCAGUGUAGAUUUCUUCCUCUGUAGUAGUGCUGUUUUCUAGCCACUUUGAUAGAUUUCUAAUUUCUUAGAUUACUGUGGGAUGGUAUUGGAUAUAAAUAGAGUUGCAUUUUAGGAUGAAUUUAAUAGCAUGUAAAAAUUCAUUUCACAUUAUCAGCUCAUGUUUAUCAGCUUAUGUUCCUCAUGUUUGUAAUUUUUAAAAGGCUGAACCAUUGAGCUUUUUAUAAGUCCAUUAGUGGACUGUCAUUUAAAGACAUUCGAAGUAUCUCUUUCCUCAAGUUUGAUCUAAAAAAAUGCUCAUAAUAAACCACAAGAAAAAAAUAAAAAAACAGAAUGAAGAUUUAAGGUAUUAGGUAUAUAUGUGAGGUUUUUUUUUGUGUGUGGUAAUUUAUUAUUUUGUGUCUGUUACUUUUCAUUUGUCAUGCAUCUUUUAAAACCUGCAAUAUGGAGACAUGCAUGUAGGCGCUGAGGGAGUUCUGGGGAAACUGGGCGUUAGUGGACUAUUAAGAAGAGAAAGAAAGAACCAGUACAAUGUACAUGUUCUGCUGAGGGGAAUGCCAGGAAUGCAGAUGGUGAAUGGGAGGAUAUAGAAGUGUUGGAGACUAUCAAGUUCUUGAACUGAGGUUUCGAACAGCAUUGGGGAAAGGUUGAGCAAUGGAGAAAUGGGAACCAGGCACUCAAGUGGAGAAAUUUGUGUCUCGGUCAUCAAGUUUCUGGAUUUAGAGUGUAAGAACAGUGUUUAUGAGGACAGAAAGGAGAUUAAGCUGAAGAGGACACAUUUUUGCCCAUGGAAAUGUAUUGGUUUCUGCUUUUUCAUUGCCAUUACUUGUGAAAUGUAGAACUUGUCUCUCUUAAAGGUUGAUUUGUAUCCUAGUUCACUAAGGACAUCUAGAGAAAUUCUUUUUCUUCCCUGAAUUGAACCAAAGGAAGGCUUUCAUCUGUGACCUCUGUCCCCAGCUCAGAUAGUGAAAAGGAAUUGAAGACACGCAGAAUUAUACACUAGAAGUGAAAUGUGACAUCUCACUAUGAGUAUUCAGUUGCCUGCUUCAGGACCAUGCGUAGUUAGUGUAACUAAAGGUGGCUAUUUGUCAUUUACAGAUAAUUUGAGGUUGGACUUGGGAAAUGAAGCUGUUUCUAAGGAUUUUGCUUCAUUGGAGUUUGGAGGUGUUUCGAGGACCUCUUAACCCUGUGCCAGUGGCACCAUCCCGCAGCACCUAAAACCUGUUUUGUUACCACUUCUCUCCUCAUAAUGCACCUGUCAGUAGCACUAAAAGAUAAAACCUUUUGACUCUUUGUUGAAAGUUUUCUUUUCAGAGAUACUUUUUAAAAACUUAAGUUUCAGUGUAUUAUUAUUUGUAUUAUCUCAGUGUAGUUAUUUUUCCUAGGAGGGGAUUUUAUAAAUUGAUUGACAAGUUACCCAUAAAGACAAUACUGAAAUAUCCUUAUUUCACAGGUUUGGUGGUACUAGCCUUCUUAACAGAUUAGAGAACUUUACGGAAAGGAAUAUGUAUGUAUGUUUUUAGAUUUAUUCAUACAAAACAGAUGUUUCGUGUACUUUGUAUUUGUAAACAAUAACCAGUUGGGGUGGGAAGAAGAUUGCUUUGUAUAAAAGAGUUGUUUUCCUGGUUCCAACACUUUGCUGCUGGAGUUGGUAAAUAAAUAUUGUAUUGCUAUGCUGUGUUUAUUUCUUCUGCUUUAUCUGUUUGAAUAUAAAAUUCUUGAGAAAAA
Messenger RNA from Sorex araneus (European shrew), 10191 nucleotides. It is a transcript of the gene ZNF451, whose product is annotated as zinc finger protein 451. The record is from RefSeq and is a predicted model, not a curated record. The transcript has 4 exons. NCBI's taxonomy places the organism in Eukaryota, Metazoa, Chordata, Mammalia, Eulipotyphla, Soricidae. Gene Ontology annotation, cellular component: nucleus. Gene Ontology annotation, biological process: regulation of transcription by RNA polymerase II. Bases 234 to 1916 code for a protein of 560 amino acids. Gene Ontology annotation, molecular function: sequence-specific DNA binding; DNA-binding transcription factor activity, RNA polymerase II-specific.